AUGCGUCUUCUAUUUCUCACUUUAUUCGUCAAUGCAUAUGCAAUUGAUUUAACAAAAAUACCAAAACUAUCUGACCUAAUAAAUCCCUUCCAACAAUUUAAACUUCGAGAUAUUUUAUCUUCAAUCACUGAACUCGAAACGCCGGAUGUUGCAGCUGACUCUGCUGGAAUAUCAUAUCCAAAACAUGAGUAUACUGAUCGAUUGAGUAGCAUUUCAGAUAUUAAUAGAUCAAAGCGAGAUCUUCUAUUCCAAGGAGACAUUCACUUAUCAUUUGCACAUCUCUCAAACAUUGUUCGUGAACAACUUGAUCAUCCGAGACGAAAAAGAACUGCAUUUAGAAAUGAACAGUAUCCGAAAACUAUUUGGAAGCCCUAUGUGCCGUUUGAACUUCAUUCUUCUUUGUCUGCUAAAUCCCGUUCAUCACUUGUUGCUGCAAUGACAUUCUGGGAGAAGAACACAUGCGUCACAUUUAGAAAACGGACGGACGAAGAGGUGUAUCUGCUGAUGUCUGGCGCAGAAGAAGGAUGUUGGAGUACAGUUGGAAGGGAUGAAGAACAGAAAGCACAGAUUCUGAAUAUUGGAAUUGGGUGUGAGAUGUUUGGAAUCACUUCUCAUGAACUUGCCCAUGCACUGGGACUAUUCCACGAACAGUCGAGAUACGACAGAAAUAAUUAUGUGCAAAUUGUAAAAUCCAGAAUUGCACAGAAGAAUUUCUAUGAUUUCGCAGUUGUUGGAAUGAAGAAUAUGGACAUUUAUGGACAGAAGUAUGAUAUUGGAAGUGUGAUGCAUUAUAGACCAACUGAAUUUUCAAUUGAUGGUGGCAACACUAUAAUCGCAAAAGAUAUCAACAUGCAGAACACAAUGGGUCAAUUCCGUGGACCAUCUUUCCUCGAUGUUGCCAAAAUAAACCGACAUUACGACUGUGCAGUCAACUGUAAAAACAAGAUAAAGUGUGUCAAUGGGGGCUAUCAACAUCCCAGAAAUUGCAAUAUUUGUGUGUGUCCACCAGGUUAUGGAGGCAAGGAUUGUACAGGGAUUGAGGCAUCAAAUCCUGCAAAAUGUAAUGGAGUACUGGUGGCUGGAGAGACGCAGAGAAAGUUUACGAUUAACAUGAAACCAAAGAAUGUGGUGAAUGGAGUGAGGAAGUGUAACUAUCAUAUUCAGGCUCCACCUGGAAAACGAAUAGUUGUAAUCGUUGACUCAGUCAUUGGAAAUUGUGUCCAAGGAUGCUAUGAAGAAGGUGUCGAACUGAAAAUGUAUGAUGAUAAGACAGUGACUGGGGCAAGAUUUUGUUGCAAACUUCAAAAGCCUCAAACUUUGAUCUCGCAAGGGAACACUGUCCCAAUAAUGUUGGUGGCUGGAAAAGCUCAAAGUUUUGUUCAAUUGAGAUACUCUACAGUUGAUCAUCCACAAAACCGUAGUCCAAAAGAUGGAAAUGCAACAUCUGUGAGUGUAAAUCCAUUACUUUUGGAGAAAUAUUUAGAUGAAUCGAUCGACAGUGAAGCUAUUCGAAGGGAGUUCUUGAUUCAAUCAGACAAUGUGGAUCGAGAAGAUUUUGAAACAUUGGUUCGAAGAGAGUUCAUCGAUGAAAAUUCAAUUGAGAUUUGA
Molecule: messenger RNA, 1608 nt
Organism: Caenorhabditis remanei
Lineage: Eukaryota; Metazoa; Nematoda; Chromadorea; Rhabditida; Rhabditidae
Exons: 10
Coding region: 1-1608 (535 amino acids)
Biological process (GO): proteolysis
Molecular function (GO): zinc ion binding; metalloendopeptidase activity
Source: RefSeq, a predicted model, not a curated record